Molecule: messenger RNA, 2236 nt
Organism: Colossoma macropomum (tambaqui)
Lineage: Eukaryota; Metazoa; Chordata; Actinopteri; Characiformes; Serrasalmidae
Gene: fdxacb1
Product: ferredoxin-fold anticodon binding domain containing 1
Exons: 5
Coding region: 488-2236 (582 amino acids)
Biological process (GO): rRNA base methylation
Cellular component (GO): cytoplasm
Molecular function (GO): rRNA (uridine-N3-)-methyltransferase activity
Source: RefSeq, a predicted model, not a curated record
CUCUCUGUCUCUCUCUCUCUCUCUCUCUCUCUCUGUCUCUCUCCCUCUCUCUCUCUCUCUCUCUCUCUCUCUCUCUCUCCCCCUCUCUCCCGGCUUAUUACGCAACUGAACUGCAGGGGAGCUCAACCGGUGGCCCAAAGAAAAGACAGCCUCUCUUUCUUUCCGUAAUGUUUUUUCAGUCUAUAUUUGCCCUCAGAUGUCGCAGAAGAACUUGAGUAAACAGUGCCGAAAGCUUCAGGCCACCUACUGGUAAAAACAGACGAAACUGCAGGAGUGUAUUUCAGCGACGGACCGCAGCAUCAGUCGGUCAGUCAGCGAGGCGAUGCUGCUGCUGCUGUUCUUCUGAUGUUACAGCGUUGAAGCUCGAGUACACGAAGCGGAGAAGAAGUCCAGCUCUGGUCGAGAUGGUGGGCAAAGUUUGACACUACUGCCAAAGCAGGACAACGAAGGAAACGUGCCAGCUAGCCAGCCAACCAGCCAACCAGCCAUGUCCAUAACCCGAGAGGUGCUCCUGGUGGGAGAAGGAAACUUCUCCUUCGCAGCAGCGCUGAGCGAGAGCCUGGCGCCCGGCGUCCGAGUUACAGGCACCUGUUUGCAGCCUGAGGCCGAAGCCCUUUCUCGGGAAAACGCCGAGAAGAACAUCCAGCAUCUCCGAGACCGGGGCUCUACUGUCCUUUUUGGGGUGGACUGCACAUGCUUAAAGGAGCAUGAGGUCAUUCAGCAUCAUCUUUAUGACUGCAUCAUCUUCAAUUUUCCUCACUGUGGCCGUAAAAGCGGCGUCAAGAAGAACCGUACCCUCCUGGCCAAGUUCUUUGCGAGCUGUGCCGAAGUGCUUAAGGACAAUGGAGAAGUGCACGUGGCUUUGUGCAACGGACAAGGCGGCACUCCAUACGACAACCCCAUGAGAGAGUGGCACAAUAGCUGGCAGGCAGUUGCCAUGGCAGCAGAGGCAGGACUCAUCCUCAGUGAAAUUCACCCAUUUGAUCGUGACAAAUAUCAAGGUUACAGAUGCACAGGUUACAGGAGUCAAGACAAAGGUUUUCAUGUAGAAGGGGCACUGAACCACGUUUUUACCCGGAGUCUGCCAUACACCAUGCCAGAGAAGCUGAAAAUGGUCACAACAAUUGGAAAGGAGGCCGUGAGCUUUGAGGUUCCAGAAGAACUGAGUGAAUAUGUGAACAGGGAUUUCCUCAGCCAACAGUCACACCAUCCUGUAAAAAUCGUGCUGGAGCAGCUGCUUAGAGAGAUUAAAUCCUCAUGGCCCGUGUGCACAGUUAUUGGCAACUUCCCAGAGUUGCUUACCUGCUCCCCAGAGAAACUCCGGUCUUGUGGCUUGAACUUGACCCCUUCUGAUGUCUACUGGAUCAAGCCCAUUGAAACCCACCCUCUUAACCAAUGCGAGGACAGCAUGAAAGACUGUGAGCCCAUGGGGGAUCAACAGAGCUCUGGUGGGAGCUAUGCUCUGCGACCAUCUCUGUUACUGCAUGUGCAGGAGAUCAUGCAGAAUGAGGACUUUAGCCCUGGAACUCUUCAUGCAUUGAGUGGCCUGGUUUUCCAGAGAGUCCCCAUAUCCUGUAACCGUUACCCUGCCUACCAUCAGCUUCUCCUAGUCGGUGUGUUACCCUCCAAAUCUCAGCCCCUGCAGUGCCUCAGAGACUGCAUGGAAGCUCUACUCUCACCUUACAAUGUGUCCUUCAAGGAGGAGCACCUUGGAGAGGAGCAUCAAAUCUGGGUGUACUCCCAAGAUGUCCAGAACUUUGGCAGGAUGACGUCUGUCCCUGUCCCAGGAUCCGACUUCCAGGGUUCUCUCCAACUUUGCGUGUUAUUGCUGAAUAUAGACCACUUGGCCACCCUGAUCUUUUCCAUCCCUGACUGGAGACUGCUGUGGAGCGCUGACCCCCGCUUCCUUGCACAUUUCGAACCACGGCCUAUUGGUCCCUUCCGGCCCUUCUCGCUGUACCCACCAAGCUAUUCUCAUGACAUCAGCUUCUGGAUGGAACCGGACAGCUUCGAUGAGCUUGAUUUCCAUGCUGUGGUGCGGGUGGCCACAGGUGGCGCGGUCAAGAAUGUGAAACUGGUGGACCGCUUCCGUCACCCGCACAUGGGCCAUGCCAGUCUGUGCUACCGGCUGGAUUACCAGUCGCCCGACCGCGCCCUGUCCCACAGCCAGGUACUGGGCCUGCAGAACCAGCUUCGCAGACUGUUGCCUCUUCGUUUGCAAGUGACCCUCAGGUAA